Molecule: messenger RNA, 2609 nt
Organism: Balaenoptera acutorostrata (minke whale)
Lineage: Eukaryota; Metazoa; Chordata; Mammalia; Artiodactyla; Balaenopteridae
Gene: OLFM1
Product: olfactomedin 1
Exons: 6
Coding region: 135-1592 (485 amino acids)
Biological process (GO): signal transduction
Source: RefSeq, a predicted model, not a curated record
GGCGGCGGCGGGCCGAGGGGGCGCGGGGACACGGCCAGGCGCCCCUGCCCGCCGCGGUGCCCGCCGCCUGAAGGCUGCCCGGGGCGCGGAGCCGGCGCCGGCGCGGCGCGGGCGCAGGAGGCAUUCCAGGCGCGAUGUCGGUGCCGCUGCUCAAGAUCGGGGUUGUGCUCAGCACCAUGGCCAUGAUCACCAACUGGAUGUCCCAGACGCUGCCCUCGCUGGUGGGCCUCAACACCACCAAGCUCUCGGCGGCCAGCGGCGGGACGCUCGACCGCAGCACCGGCGUGCUGCCCACCAACCCUGAGGAGAGCUGGCAGGUGUACAGCUCUGCCCAGGACAGUGAGGGCAGGUGUAUCUGCACUGUGGUUGCCCCCCAGCAGACCAUGUGUUCACGGGAUGCCCGCACGAAACAGCUGAGGCAGCUACUGGAGAAGGUGCAAAACAUGUCUCAAUCCAUAGAGGUCCUGGACAGGCGGACUCAGAGGGACUUGCAGUACGUGGAGAAGAUGGAGAACCAGAUGAAAGGACUGGAGUCCAAGUUCAAACAGGUGGAGGAGAGUCAUAAGCAACACCUGGCCAGGCAGUUCAAGGCGAUAAAAGCGAAAAUGGAUGAACUUAGGCCUUUGAUACCUGUGUUGGAAGAGUACAAGGCCGAUGCCAAAUUGGUAUUGCAGUUUAAAGAGGAAGUCCAGAAUCUGACGUCAGUGCUUAACGAGCUGCAAGAAGAAAUUGGCGCCUAUGACUACGAUGAACUUCAGAGCAGAGUGUCCAAUCUUGAAGAAAGGCUCCGUGCAUGCAUGCAAAAACUAGCGUGCGGCAAGCUGACGGGCAUAAGUGACCCCGUGACCAUCAAGACCUCCGGCUCGAGGUUUGGGUCCUGGAUGACGGACCCUCUGGCCCCAGAAGGUGAUAACAGGGUCUGGUAUAUGGACGGCUACCACAACAACCGCUUUGUCCGCGAGUACAGAUCGAUGCUGGCCUUCAUGACCACGGACAAUUUCACGUCCCACCGCCUCCCGCACCCCUGGUCCGGCACGGGGCAGGUGGUCUACAACGGCUCCAUCUACUUCAACAAGUUCCAGAGUCACAUCGUCAUCAGGUUCGACCUAAAGACAGAGACGAUCCUCAAGACGCGCAGCCUGGACUAUGCCGGCUAUAACAACAUGUACCACUACGCCUGGGGUGGCCACUCGGACAUCGACCUCAUGGUGGACGAGAACGGGCUGUGGGCUGUCUAUGCCACCAACCAGAACGCCGGCAACAUCGUCAUCAGCAAGCUGGACCCCAUCUCCCUGCAGGUGCUGCAGACCUGGAACACCAGCUACCCCAAGCGCAGUGCCGGCGAGGCCUUCAUCAUCUGCGGGACCCUCUACGUCACCAACGGCUACUCGGGGGGCACCAAGGUCCACUACGCCUACCAAACCAACGCCUCUACCUACGAGUACAUCGACAUCCCCUUCCAGAACAAGUACUCGCACAUCUCCAUGCUGGAUUACAACCCCAAGGACCGCGCCCUGUAUGCCUGGAACAAUGGCCACCAGAUCCUCUACAACGUCACCCUCUUCCACGUCAUCCGGUCUGAUGAGUUGUAAUCCCCUCGGCCUGGAAGCCGAGGGUCCGAGCCCUCACCCACCUGGAAAUUCCUGUGGAACAGCUGCCAAGUUAACGUUGGUGAGACGAACAAGGCUAAUUUGGAAAAAUCAGCAGCAGCGUGGACUCCGGCAUCACAGGGUGGCGUUGCCCCCGUGUUUCUCCAGCUCCAGCCGGAGGGCGGCCGGUGUGGGAAGAAGCCCCCGUAUUUACGGCUGGAACUGCAGCCCAGGGCUCCCCGGUUCCCCCGCCCUGGUCCCCUUUCUGGUCAAUAUACUCAAGAAGUAAGGCACUGACUGUUGGCCUGUUCUCACCGAGAACAACCCACUGUUAGGCUCGCAUGGACUUGUCCGUAGAUCAUGGUCAGCUCGACGGACCUGAGUGUCGUGUCUCAUUGAAGCCCCCCCUCCCCCGGGCCUUGCUCGGCGGCCGAGGGGGCCGCGUAGGCUAGUGUAACUCGCAUCUCAUCACCGCUGCCGUCCUUGACCACGUGUUGUGUCUUAGAUGAACUGUGCUGAGACUCCAAGUAGCCCGUGGACCCGAGUUAGUCCCCGAGAGCGGUGGCCGGCGUGUGUGGCCUGGACAGGCCCAGUGCCACACCGUUCGAAUCCGCGUACCCCGUAGAUACAUCGUGCAAUGUCCGUCUGUCGUUUCCUCGAGGUGGUGACUUGUCUGUUUAAUUGAUGCCAUGAAUGUUGUAAAUGCAGUUCCGUAGUUUGGAUUAGUAAGUGGAUGGCUUUUAUUUCUAAAGAGAAAUUAAAAAAACACAUCAAUGUUCACCCUUAUAGAGAGAUGAUCAAGUUCACAUUGAUAAUCAUGAAAGGAAAUAUCCUCUUCUUGUUAAAUUAUCUAAAUAGUGUAACCACAGAUGAGACGGGCUCAUCUAGGGAAACUUCGGUUUCCAACGGGAAAGAAAUGCUCCUGAGGGUAACAGUGUGCGGAAAGUACCUUUUUUAAGUAAAAAAGAGGGAAACUUUGUACUAUCCUGUUAUCUGAGGAACAAUAAAAAUAUUAGGAGA